GCGCUGUUGCCACAACUUCAAAUCCCCGCAUUUCCUUGCCCCACCUCCCUCACGCUACUCAGUUGUGAAUCUUGCUACCCAGAGUAGUCUGCUUCAGGAGCUCUAAGUACCAUUCAAUCUCCACCGUGUUCAAGCUCUAGAUUCUACGCGCGUGACUUGCACGCCAGAUUACGGUUCGCGCUCUGCCGUGCGGGGGUGGGGAAGGAUGGCGGCGGCGCUGGAUGACGUGGACUCGUUCCUCGCGAGCUGCAAGCAGUCGGGCAAUCAGGCGUAUGCCAACUUCAAGGACCUCCUCAAGGCGCUGCGCAACCCGGACACGCAAGCCUCCACCAGAAGGUUCCUGGCGGCGUUGGAGGCGGCGAUGCCGGCGGUGGCGGCGGAGGAGGUGAUGCGCACCUUCAACUUCCGCAUCCACACGCUCGCGCUCUCGCCGCUCCCCCACUCCGACGACGACCCUGUAGGGGCACAUAGGAACGGGGCUGCCGUUGCUGCCGCCGCCAAUGGCAACGGAGGGGCUGGGGAGGGCGCGGGCAAUGGCGGCGGUGGGGGCGGGGGCGUGCGGCAGACGCUGACGCUGGUGGAGCUGCCGUCCAUCUUCAUCCCUGAGGACUGGUCCUUCACCUUCUACGAGGGCCUCACGCGCCACCCCGACGCCGGGUUCACUGGACGCGACGUGGCGGAGCUGGGGUGCGGCAAUGGGUGGAUCUCCAUCGCGCUCGCGCACCGCUGGGCGCCCCGGAAGGUGUACGGGCUGGACAUCAACCCGCGCGCCGUGCAGGUGGCGUGGAUCAACCUGUACCUCAACGCGCUUUCGCCGCUGGACGGGCUGCCCGUGCGCGACAGCGAGGGGCUGUCACUGCUGGACCGCUGCGAGUUCCUCGAGUCCGACCUGCUGGGCGCGCUCACGGACCGAGGGGUCACGCUCGACCGCAUCGUCGGCUGCAUCCCCCAGGUGCUGACGCCGGACCCGAAGGCGGCGCUGAAGAUAGUGUCGGAGACGAUGAGUGAGGAGUUCCUCUACUCGCUCUCCAACUACUGCAGCCUGCAGGGCUACGUCGAGGACCAGUUCGGCCUGGGGCUCAUCGCACGCGCCGUGGAGGAGAGCAUCGGCGCGCUCAAGCCCGCCGGCGCGCUGCUCAUGAACAUGGGCGGCCGCCCCGGCAUGGCCGUCUGCGAGCGCCUCUUCCGGCGGCGGGGGUUCCGCAUCCAGAAGCUCUGGCAGACGCGCGUCUUCCAGGCGGCGGACACGGACAUCCAGGCGCUGGUGGAGAUCGAGCGCCAGAGCCGGCACCGCUUUGAGUUCUUCAUGGGGCUGGGCAUGGGCGCCGCCACCACGGGCGACGAGCCCAUCAGCGCGCGCACCGCCUACGCCUUCGCCAAGGCAGGGGGGCGCAUCGCACACGGACUCACGGUGUUCGAAUGCCGCCUCAGACAACCCAACCACGUGAAGGAGCUGUUUCGCUAUCUCGCCCGCCCCGAGUACGCCGCCACGCGCAGCGCCGUGGACCUGGCGUUCGCGUCGGACGCGGUGGCGGACGAGAAGACGCCCUUCCUUGCCACGCUCCUCCGCACCCUCCACCACGCCGCCCUCCCCCCCGCCCCCUCGCCCGCCGCCUCCUCCCCCGCGCUGUGCCCGUCGGACGAGCCCCCCGCCGGCACACUGCGCUUCCGCUCCCAGGUCGCCGGCUUCCUGCGCCUCUACUUCCGCGUGCCGCUCUCCGCGCAGAACGUGGUGGUGCUGCCCACGCGUGCCACGGCGGUGGAGAACAUCCUGCGCCUCUACAUGCCCGCCCUCGCCCUCGUUGACGCCUCCCUCACUCGCCACCUCCCCUCCGCCUGGCUCUCCGCCGCCCCGCCAGAUGGCCCGCCCUCAGAUGGCGCCACACACGCCCAGGGCACCCCGGUGGUGCUGGAGGCGCCGCGCCGCAGCGACUUGCUGCUGAAGCUGCUGAGGUCACUGCGCCCGGCGGUGCUCAUAGUGGCGCUGGCGGACUACGAGAUGCGCUCGCCCACCGCGCUGCACCUGCUGCUGGCUGCCGCCACCGACACGCACACGCGCGUCUUCUUUGACAUCUCGGACCACCUGGAGCUGUCGAGCGUGCCGCCCAGCAACGGCGUGCUGCAGUUCCUGGCGGAGCAGCCGCUGCCGCCGCACGCGGGGGUCAUCUGCGGGCUGGUGCGCAACCAGGUGUACAGCGACCUCGAGGUCGCCUUUGUGCUCAGUGAGAGCCGCCCUCUGCUAGCGUGGCUGGCGGGCAUGGGCGAGCUGACGUACUUCCGCGUGGCGCGCAUGAAGCAGCUCUACUACGGCUGCCUGCUGGACGAGCUCCUCUCCUUCCAGAUCCCCGACCGGCACACCGUGGCCGAGCGCCCCCUGCAGGACGAGCCCUCCUCCUCCCCUUUCAUCUCCAUCGACGCCAAUGCCGCCCACGCCUUCAACCACCCCACGCUGCGCACGCUCUCCCUCACGCACGCCCUCCCCUCGCCCUCGCCUGCCUCCACCGCCGUCACCAGCAGCAGCAGCAGUUCAGCGGCAGCGGGCAGCAGCAGGGGCGUGGGCGCGGCGGACACGGUGCGCAUGGACGUGGGGUCGGGCGCACUGCCCGCGCCGUCCGUGGUGCAGCCGCUGGUGGUGGAGGGCUUCGUCCGACAGCACCUCAGCGAGGCCGAGACCGAUCCCCGGGCAGAGAUCCUGCAGCUGCUGCACCGUGACUUGGGCGUGCAUCCCGAGGGCACCACUGUGGUGACAGGUGAUGGCUCUCGCGCGCUCUUUGUGCGCCUCAUGGCCGCCUGCGCUGCCCAGGGCGGCACUGCUGUCUUCCCCUCUGGCUCCUACGGCACGUGCCUGGCCGUGGCACGCCUGUGCGGCUGCCAGGUCAAGGUGGUCCCGGUCACAACUGCUGAGACCUCCUUCACUCUCACUGCAGACGAGUUGGAGGCAGCACUAUCGGGCGUCACCCGGCCCUGGCUGGUGCUGUCAGCGCCAGUGGUGAACCCCACAGGCGCGCUCUACUCGCCGGCGCACCUGGCGGCGCUGCUGGGCGUGUGCAUGCGCGUGGGCGCGCGGGUCAUCCUGGACUGCGCCUUCCACUCCCUCUGCUUCCAUGCCCGCCCGCGCCUGCUGCUCGAACCCUUCCUGGGCCGCAAGGAGGGGGAAGGGGAGCUAGAGGGCGAGGGGGAGAAGGAGCAAAGGGAGAAGCCGCACGAGCAUUAUGCCCUUGUGCUGAUGGGGGACCUGUCACCCCAGCUGUCCACGUUGGGGAUCCUGUUUGCCUACGUGGCAUUCUGGGAUUCGUCCUUCAAGGAGGCCCUCAGCACUGCUGUGCCACCUCAUCGCACGCUGCGCUUUGCUGUCAAGCGAAUGCUGUCCAAUGAGGUGGCGCCACAGCUGGCGGAUGAGACGGAUGUGAGGCGAGAGCAGCUCAAGCACCGCGCUGACCAGCUGUGCCAGGUUCUGUCUACCUGUGGCUGGGACCCCAUUCGCCCUGAGGGGGGGAUAUUCCUGGUGGCACGCCCCACUGCCUAUGAGGGCAAGCAGCUCACGUACCAACCGCCCUCGACAAAUGGGGAUCAAGAGGCCCAACCUGUCACAGUCACCCUCAAUAGUGUCACGAUCUCGGAGGCUCUCUUUUCGACCACGGGUCUGAUGAUCAACAACAGCGACUGGACAAGCAUUCCCGGGUACUGCCGCUUCGUGCUCCUCCUGGACGACCACCGCUUCAACCUCGCCCUCCACCACCUACACAAGUUCCACAAGCUAGUGCUGGGAGGGUAGUUGCAGGACGAAGUUCCUCUUAGAACUGAAGAAGUAAUAAAUAGAGAGAGAGUACAAGGGUAUAGGUGAGUGUUGUACCCUCUAAGAGUGUUGUACCCUCCUCCUUACAAACUGAUGCUCUCCAAUUCUAUUCCAAGCCUAUGCGGUACAAAUGGCUUGGAGAGCAUUGGGGAGCAUAAGUAUGUUGCAUUGGAGUGACCCUUUUCUUCACCAGACCUCAACCUGGAUAUUCUUCCCAAACAUUCGCAACUUCUUCGACUGCU
Messenger RNA from Closterium sp. NIES-67, 4038 nucleotides. The record is from the annotation of a GenBank genome assembly. Lineage: Eukaryota; Viridiplantae; Streptophyta; Zygnematophyceae; Desmidiales; Closteriaceae.